UGAUGGCUUGGAAACUCAAGAGUCACCCACCACAGUAAGCGAGGAUGGGCGCAAAACUUCAUCUGCCAUGGUUGGGAGUCUUUGGGGGUCAUUCACUGGUUCCUUCUUUGAAAAUACGCUUAUUGGUAAACAGCAAUCAGAGGACAUCCCAGGAAGCACAUCGGAAAAAGAUGUCGUUGCCACCCAGCCUCCUCGCAGUAGUACCAGUUUACCAUCACUGAAGUUAGCAAAGAGUCCCGUGUCAACUCAGCCUCGGACUUCUAGCCUCGAAGAGCAGAGAGGAGCUCAGCAGAGUGAAGUCGGAGACAGCGACGAACAGAAGUCAACGGACGAUGGAGAGGGCAGCAGGCAGGAGUGGGGAUGGGGCUGGGAAAGUAGUAUAAUGGUGAUGUCCGGUGAACAGCAGCAGUUGGAAGGGGAAUUUGGCACAUCCCAGGCUGAGCUGGAAGCCAGAGAGGACAGUUUGGCCGAUGACUCCAUAGAUGUAGAGGGUUUUGCCAGGAGCCGCUUGGUCGUGGGCAGCGUAGACAGCGACAGCGGAGGCUUGAUGCGCCAGGAAAGUCAGGGGUCUCUGUGCGGGAGAUCUGUCGACCUGGACGUUCCAUCCUCUAUAUCGGAAGACGUGUUUGAUGGCAGCACGGAGAGCCACAGAAGCAGCGGACUAGAGAGAGGCUGUGACCAAGGGAGUGAAUGUUCCGAAGCUCCUAGAAGGAGUAGUUUGAGUCAUAUCAUAAGGCCAGAAAACUGUGAUCAGAAGGCGUCAAUGUCGCGUGGUAAUUCCGAAGUCGACACACCAGACAGUAUAGUGGUACUUACGUCAGAUGGUAGCUCACCAGAGGGCGAUUCUUCGAGACUCAGCACAGGUAGUACCGACAGAUCGAAGCUGACGGUAAGCCUGCAUCCCGAGAAAAUCACCAGCCCUAUUAGCUCCCCCGAGUCAAUAGAAGUUCUUGGAUCAUCUAGUCUGGUCACGUCACCUUCUUCUAUAGAGGUUUUAAGUGGUGUAUCAUCUAGCGACUCAUCUCCCACACAUCAAGAUUCAUGUAGCAAUACCCUAACCCAAGACCUAAGUCCGACUCCCAGUCACAUUGUCAGCACACAGCCGACGCUACAGACAUCGAAUAAACACGCCGUAGAGGCCCCUGCACUCAGCUCUGCCUUGAUUCAGGAAAAAGUCCAGCAGGAAAUCAGAGGAACUGAUAAGUCUUCCAUAGAUAGAAAGGAGUGGGAGUCUAAGGGGAGUGCGGAAGAGUCCACUACUAGUCAGGGACAGGCUGUGGUGAAGCAGCCCACCCACAGAGAGACGGAGGAACCUGUCUGUUCCUCGAAAGAGGCAGCGAGUCCAAAAGUGCUGGCAGAGAGCAGUCCUGGCAUCAGGGAGGCAGACAGUAAUUCCCGAGCCAGCAGUAGUCUGACUGAGGACACGUCUGCCAGUGAGAGCAUCCACAGCACAUCCACCUCCAGCACCCACACAGUUCUUGAUGCCAGCUUGAUUGCCCAUGAUGCUCAAGUACCCUCAGAGUCAGGGGAAUCAGCACCACCUGAAGGAGGAAACCUGUCUGCAGUGCUUGAUGGAAACAUUGCUGCUGAUGAAACCACCAAGUGUGACAGUGAGGCAUCAGCUGAAGAAAGGAAGGGGGUUGUCGCUGCAACAUCUGGGGCUGUCAGUACUGCAGAUGUCGUUGCAGAAGGAAUGGAAGGAAAUAUUGGAGGGGCAUCUCUUGACAUGUCCGUGGAAAGUGGGGGCAGUUCCGAUACCAUCACAGCCUCUGUGGAUUCAACGCAGAUGUUAUGGUCCAGUAGAUCCCAUAUCAGUGGAAGCGAACAAGAACAAAUAGAGAGCAGUGUAAUACAAGAUAGUGGAAUGACGGGCUCAGGUGGAUCAGUCGUGAGGUGUCUCCUUGAGGAAGCCAUGGGGGACGAAGAAGCCACUAGCGGUGCAUCAUCCCCCCCGGAGAGGGAGCAUUCUCCAUCAUCCUCUGAAAGGUCUGAGGCACUGAAAGUCGGAUCGGGCCACACAUCAGGACACAGCUCAGGCGAUGAGAUUGAAACCACGACAUCGUCUGAUAUUGAAGUUAUUUCCAGCCCAAGCUUGGAUGGAAGCACGGUCGCACGAGGAUCGGCAGCAGCAUCAAGAGUUUGGGCGUCCGCACAAAGAGGACUCCGAAGUUUCCUCAACGACAGAUCUGAAUCACCUGCAUCAGAUUCUUCUUCCAACAACAAGAAGAACAACACAGAGAAAGCGGAGACGGUCCCUUCAUCCAUGACCACUAGCUUCACCAGCAUCAGCGAAUCCGAAGGAGAGCCCUAUACCCCUCUGGUCCUGGGCGACCUCAAUAGUCUCGAUCAUUCGCGCAUCUCUCAGGUGCUCCACGACUUGCAGCACUUUGAGAAAGGCCAUCGUCGUAACCAGUCAAAUCUCUCAGAAACAAGCGAGAGUUCCUCAGAGCCACAUUCCCCGGAGGUUGAAAAACUCCUCAAGAAAAUCUCGCAGUUAUCCGAGAUACUGGAAGCUCGAGAGACAAAAUUGAUGGAGUUGAGUCAAGUCAAUGCGGCAUUACAAGAUACAAAUUUACGCUUAAAAACUAACAUCGAGGAACUGGAAGGAGGAGGAGGCACAGACGCAACUGAGUCCCUGCGAGAGGAGUACACACAGCGCUUGGUCACCAUGGAGAGGAAGUUCCAACAGGCACUGCGAGAAAAGGAGGCCAUCAAGAAACAGCUUGAGGAGGUCCGAGCAGAGGCAGCAACACGACUCAGCUCCUCAGAAGUGGCCCGGGAACGCGAGGAGAGGGACACUGUCAUCCAGGAACUGCGCGAGGAAGGCGAGAAACUCAGCAAGCAACAGCUCAACUACUCCAACAUCAUCAAGAAGCUCAGGGCCAAGGAGAAGGAGAGCGAGACGACCAUCAAGACUCAGAAAGACAAGUUAGAAGAGCAGUCAAGAGAACUAGAGCGUCUGAGGAAGCAACUCUCUGCCAAAGAGGAGGUGGAGAGACGUCAGAUCGAUGCCGUCUGUCAACUCAACACCAACAACCAGCGACUGGAGCAGCUGAUAAAAGACACCAAUGCGGAGAAUGCGGAACUCGAGGGCAAGAUGUCCGUCUUGAAGACUGCUUUGGAUACUGCCUACAAGGAGAUGGCAGAACUGCAACGGGCGGCGGCAACCAAAGAUGCAGAAGCACAGGAGCAAGCGUUGAGUGCAGAAGUCGCAGCAAGAAAGCAGAUAGAAGCCGCUUUAGCCGAGGCACAAUCGCAGGCCCGCAGGGAGCAGGAGGCACUCAUGGCUCAGGUUUUGGAGUUGCAGGACACGCUAAGCAGAGCAGAGAGUCAAGCAAACAGGAAAGAGAGACAAUUAAGAGCGGACAUAACAGAACUGCAGCAGAGGGUGUCAGAAGCGGAAAGCCGUGCAGAGGAAUUGUCUGGUGCCGUGAGUGCCGCGACAAGACCAUUGCUGCGGCAGAUGGAGAACUUGCAGUCAACCCACGCCACUCAGCAGUCCACGUGGGAGAAUCUGGAAGCAACUCUGACCCGACGGCUCAAUGAAGCACAGACAACUGCUGCAUCAAGCCUCGAGAAGGAAAGAGCAGCCCGAGAUCAGUGUUCCGAGAUGGGUGCUAAAGCUGCCGCUCUGCAGACACAGGUGGCCAACUUACAAGCGGAAAACACAAAGCUCUCUUCCGAGCUGGAAAUCCUCACUUCUAAAAUGAACUCACUGGCGGAAACGCGAUCAAAAGAGAGCACUCAAAUACUAGCCCUCAAGACAUCCUUCGCUGAUGAAAUAAGGGAAGUAAAACGCGAGAGGGACAGCCUGGAACAGCAACUUGAGAUAGAGAAGACCGCGUUAACGGCAGAGAAAAAGAAGACAUCAGCCCUUCAAGAGCAGGUGAAAGAACGCGACCGCAAGCUAAUUCAGGCCACAAGCGGUGCAGGGGAGAGCCACACGAGCACCCCACGCUCUUCACCCACACCGUCUCUGUCUCGUCUCUCCAUGACCGGGUCCCUGAACGAGUCUUUCUCUGGAUCUCAAUGGGGGGAUGAAGUGUUCGAGUCAGGUUGGUCUCGAGGAACAUCCCUCUAUGAAUCCAUGAGAGGAAAUGCGACUGCCACAGUUGAGGCUCUUACCUCACAGCUACGACAGAGAGAAGGAGAAGUCCACCACCUUCACAGUGAAGUAACAAGGUACGAGGCUCAGCGUGAGUCCCUAGCGCAAGAGCUUGUCUCAAUGACGAGGCAGAUUGAAACACUUCAGACCAAAGUGCAGGACUUUGAGAGACUCAAGGCACAAUAUACAGACAUGGAGCAAAAAUACAAUGCUCUGCUACAGAUGCAUGGAGAGAAGGUAGAGGAGGUGGAAGAAUUACGUCUUGACUUGGCAGAUGUGAAGGAGAUGUAUAAGGCGCAGAUUGAUGCCCUCCUCAGACAAUAAAACAGACUAGUUGAAAAAGCUAACGAAGCCGCGAAGGGAGUGGCCGAUAUCAUUCAGUUUCUCAGUGCAAUAUAACACAUACCAUCUUUCCACCUUGUAAAAAAAAAAAAAAUAAUUAUGCUGUUUAGCUUGGUCUUUUGAUCAGUCAGUUGAAGACACAUAACUGGUUGUGUACGCACGUUGAUUUCAUAUUGACUGUGUGCCAUAAUUCACCAUGAGAGUUUACACCAAUUUUUUGUCUUUUUUUCUUUUUUCUUUUCUUUAUUUUUUUUCUAUUGUUGUUUAAUUUGUUUUCUGUUGUUUUUUCCCUGUAUAUACUUUAAUGCCCUAGAGAACACAGUUGUGCACAGUUUGAUUGUAUAUUUUGAUACUAUGUAUAUAAUGAAAUAUUUAUUUGUUUUUUUUAUAGUUAUGUAUGACGUUGUUCUAUUAUCAGCAACAAAAGAAUCGGCUGUCCUCAUAUAUUGGUAGACUUUAAGAUACUCUUUAGCAUGUUUUUUAGAUAUAUAUAU
Molecule: messenger RNA, 4941 nt
Organism: Penaeus vannamei (Pacific white shrimp)
Lineage: Eukaryota; Metazoa; Arthropoda; Malacostraca; Decapoda; Penaeidae
Source: RefSeq, a predicted model, not a curated record